ACGUUGCCCUUGUUCCCCACUGAAGUAAACAGGAUACUCACUUUUAUGCCAAUUACUUCUUUGUUUUUUCUUAUAAUUUUACCACAUCUGGUUAUCUUUGCCCGACUAUAUGCAGUUGCUAUGAGCCGGAAUUAACUCAGUGGCAGUGGGUUUGGUUUUGGUUUUAUAUAUGAUAAAGAGUCACUUUGUGGGUAUUAUUUUGAGAAUUGUUAUAGUUACAAAUUAUGUUUGUAAGAUUGAUGCAGAUUGUUAUACGUGGUAAUAGUUAUUCAUUUUUAUCUCCUAUAUAAUAUUCCGGAGCACUGGUAACACAGUGUUUAAGAGUUAUGGCUGCUAACCAAAAGGUUGGUGGUUUGAAUCCACCAGCCCCUUCUAGGAAACCCUAUGGGGCAAUUCUACUCUGUCCUAUAGGGUUUCUAUGAAUUGGAAUUGACUUGAUGGCAAUAGAUUUGGUUUUUUUGGCUUACAUAAUAUUCCACUGUAAAUACACCGUAAUUUAUUAGUUUUCUUGUUCAUGAGGAACUGGGCCAUUUCCAAUUUUGGUUGUUAUGGACAAAACUGCUCUUAAUAUUUGCGUGGCACAUGUAUCCUGAUACACAUGUAAAUAAGUUUUUUUUUUUAAGAUAUAUUCUCAGGAGUGGAAUACUGUGUAUCCAUACAUUCAGCUUUACUAGAUAAUGCCAGAUCGUUUUACAAAGUGGUUGAACCUAUGCACACUUUCACCAGGGGUAUAUGAAAGGUCCCAGUUCUUCACAUUCUAGUCAAACCUUGUCUGGUCUUUUAUUUUAUUUUCCCAAUCUGCUGGAAGUUAUACUAAUUUUCCUACCCAUUUAUCAUUCAUAGAUACAUAUAUUCAGAGAUAGGAGCUCUAUAGUGUCAUGGUUAAAAGCCUGUAUUUUGAGAUUAGGCAGACUCGAAUUGAGGCCUGACAUUGGCACUUAGUAGCUAUUAAGUUUGGGCCUCGAUUUAUUUGUAAAUGAAAACAUUAGACUAAAUCCAAUAGUGUAUCUUGCAUUAAGCACAGUUCCUGGCAUAUGUAGUAGUAACUAACCAUAUUUUAAGAAAACAGGCUUACUAACGAAUAGUAGCAACUUUUGUGCACCGUAAGUACAUGAAGUAUUUGAGUCUCGAGUUGCCAGCACGGCGAUGGGAAUCUCAACAGUUUGCUGGACAAACCACAUCUAGAGCAAUUAAGGUGCUUCCUUUGUAUCUUCUAUGUAGCUUUAAUUUUUACUAAAAUACAACUCUAUUUCUGUUUCUUUCUUUUCUUGUGUUUGAAUAUAGCCUCACAUGUGAAUAAACUAUUAUGUAAGUGUUGACACUUGGAAGAAGACAAUUGCUGGCACUGUCCUAGAUUGUUCAGGACAGAGGUUUGACUCGGGAACAGGACGAGUCUGUCUAGUAUAUAUGUCUAAUACAAUUUUUAGAGCCAGGGAGACAUUAUUGAAAAUAACGUUUUUAUGUUUUUUUUUUUUUCUUUAAUCCAUUGAUUAAGUAUUUAUCGAUUGUGGUAUGGAAGUACUCUCUAAAUUCUAAAGCUAUUCAUUUCAUUUAUGAUUAGGUGGGUAGCAGUAGUAACAAUAAUAACCAUAAUAAUCUCGUCAUCUAAACAAUCUCCACGCCUCCUCUUGAAAUGGUCAUGUUUUCCCCAAAUAUUUGUGGAAAAGGGUGUUUGGCUCAUAUCCAUCUGAGUCAAUCCUGUGCUGAAGACAUUUUUUACUUUUCAUCAUUCACUGUUCAUUGGCCAUUGUUCACACCAUCCCUGGCCACGCUCUGGGACUCCUGGGGUAUUUUCUCUUUCACUCAGAAGCUGCCGUGCUUACAAAAGCUACAGUAUGGGGCUGAAUAUGGGGCAAAAUUUUCAUUUUCCAUCCCUUUAUUUCUCAUUAUGCUACUAAACAAGGCUGUAGACUAUCAAGAGCUCCUGAAGGUUUGGAGAGAAGGAGAACAUUGCAUUGCAAAAAUGCCCACUUUCUAGAAUUUAGUAUUUCUCAGCAGUCUUAAAAAAAUCUUUCGGCCACCCUGGCCUUGGGAAUUUCUCACUGCUCAUAUUUCUUUCCUGUUAUUCUUCUCUCUUCUGCUUCCUCUUUCAUCUCUUUGCUCCCUGCCUUCAAAUUGUAAUUCGUUUCUUAUCAGUACGCUUUAACCGCACCUGAAGAAUUAUUCAGGCCUCACUCUCUGACCCCCAUCUGACUUAUCAUGACGUUUUCCUCAAAGGAGACUGAUUCCAUUCCUAUGAGGAACUGAGGCCACCUUCAAACUUAGGCUUGACCACUUAUGUUGUAGAUAGAAAAGAAACAGUAGAUAAAUGAAAUAUAAAGGCAAGCCGAAUUUUCUUCUCAGAGGUAAUUCUGCUUCCUGUAGGGCAAUAUCUUUCUUAUUCAACAUUUUAUUAUAAAAAAAAUUUCAGAUACACAGCAAAAUUGAAGGGCAUUACGUUUUAUCUACUCUAGCCAUUUUUUGUUGUCACAUGAUCUUGAAAUAAUACAUUUUAUAAACCCGGAACAUUUUAUACAUGAUUUAAAACAUUUAAAUGCUAUUUAUAGGUUGCUUUCAUUACCCUUAGAAACCACAUUUGUUGAAGUUUUUCAUUAGUCAUUGUUUAUAAAUCCUAUGUACUAUCGAUUUUUUGUUCAUUUGUUCAUUCAUUCAUUCAUGAAAGCUUUACUGAAUUUGAACUAUGUUCCAGGUGUACUUCCAGGUGCUAGGUUGACAAAGUUUAACAAGUAGGGCCCCUGCUCUGGGGUCCCUCAGUAUACCACAGAAGGGAAACAGGUAAACAAAUAGAUGAUUACAGCAACUAAGGGCCAUGAUAAUGUAUCCCUAGCCAUAUGGUUUACAUGUUGUCUUAGUCAUCUAGUGCUGCUAUAUAACAGAAAUACCACAAGUGGAUGGCUUCAACAAACAUGUAAGUUUAUUUUUCCACAGUCUAGUAGGCCAGAAGGCCAAAUUCAGGGCAUCAGCUCCAGGGGAAGGCUUUCUUUCUCUGUCGGCUUUGGAGGAAGGUCCUUGUCAUCAUUCUUUUCCUGGGCUAGGAGCUUCUCAGUAGAGGGACCCCGGGUCCAAAGGGUAUGCUGUUCUCCCGGCUCUUAUUUCUUGGUAUAAUCAGCUCCCCUGUCUCUCUGCUCACUUCUCUCUUUUAUAUCUCAAAAGAGAUUGGCUCAAGACACAACCUAAUCUUAUAGAUUGAGUCCUGCCUCAUUAACAUAACUGCCUCUAAUCCCACCUCAUCAACAUCAUAGAGGUAGAAUUUACAACACAUAGGAAGAUCGCAUCAGAUGACAAAAUGGUGAACAAUCACCCGAUAUUGGGAAUCGUGGCCUAGCCAAAUAGAAACACAUGUUUUUGAGGGACACAAUUCAAUCUGUGACACAUGUGAUGCUUUGUUUUAAUUUUAAACUUAAAUAUUUGUUGACUUGAAAUUAGAUUCCACGUAAAGAUCAUACUCGCCUUCUAUCAGUAAACUAGGAUUUACCUAUAGUCUCUCCUAGUUUUUAUUGGGACUGAUGCGGUACCGUUGUAGAACAGAUGACUGAGAUUAAGGAUUAAAUCUCAUUAGGCCACAUGGAAUUGACUUUAAGAAGGUGGCCUCGAUGACAGUCAGCUACUUAGUGUAGUACUUAUUCAUUUUGACCUACUAAUCCCAGCAGACUUUGCUCUUCCACCCAUGUAAUGAGAUUCUAAAAUUCUUCUUCUGUCCAUCGUUGCUACGUGGCUGCUAUUUCUUUUUUCUUCCUACCCUCCAGCCCCCCUGGGCAAUGAAAGCAUCUUUUGAGAAUAUCCUUGUGAACAAUCUUAAAAUACCUCAAUGUGUUUUCAUGUUCAGUCUCACAUAAUAUAAAAACAUCAAUGAUGCCUGAGAAAAGACUAGGCAAAGUAUACUUGGGUAUAUAGUGGCAAAUGCUUUUGAAAUUAUUUUACUUUCUUUCCUUUCAAAAUUACAGAACAAAAAACAAAUACAAACAACUCACUCUUCAUGUACCUUUUGAAGCAUUCAUUUGCCAACAAAACAAUCUCUGAUCAAGAUUAUUAUUAUUCUAAAACUGAAAUGUUAUGCUUCAGUGCAAUAUCUAUCACUGAUUUCCACACUUUUCUGGGCACCUUGGGGGAAAUGGAUAAAAUACACUCAGUGAGUCUACAAACCACCUUGUUAGAGAAUAAACUAUUUCUAUCGAAAUCUGAUUCCAAAUCUUCCCCUGGCCUCUAUCUCUCUCUGUUUCUCUCAUACACACCCACCUUUUUCUUAACCCACAUUUUAAGUGUAGGUAUUUUUGUUUUGUUGGAUUCUAUUUUUAGCUUUUGGGGGGGCACAAAAUUUAAAGUAUUGCAUUAAAUGAGAUAUCACAUUAUAUAGAGGCAAAAUUAUUUGUUUGCACUAAAUGUACUGCCUUUCUGCCACCAGCCUAUGAACUCUUCAAAGGCAGGAACUGUGUCAUAUUUUUUAUCUUCGCUUUUCACCCUAAGCACAGCACAUGGCACAUAGUGGGCACACAGUGCAUGUUUCAUGAAUGCACAAAGCCCAGAGCAAGGGUAAAUUUUUUUUCUGGUAGAAUAAAUCAUUAGUCUUCAGAAUAAUUCAAAGUUAAAACCAAUGGUAUAAAAUGACAUGAUGGCAUUAUUCAGCGUCUCUUAUAAAUCACUCGUAAUUGAAUCCUUGCUUUCUUUCAUUCCUGUCUCAGGCUGGAGAAACAAGAAAUGUUUUAUUUUAUUAUUUAUUUAUUUAAGAAAUUAUUUUCAUUAUUAUUGGGUAUUUGAUGCUUAAAAUAAGCAACCUUCAAUAACAAGGUAGGGUUUUGUUGUUGUUUUUAAAACAGGCUGCUCGGGAGAAUAAUCUACGAAAGCUAUGUAUAAUGCUUGUCAAACCAAAAAGAAAAAAAAACAAUCCCAGGCAACUGUAGAGGACAGAGUAGAACUGUCCCAUAGAGUUUCCAAGGAGAGCCUGGCGGAUUCGAACUGCCGACCCUUUGGUUAGCAGCCAUAGCACUUAACCACUACGCCACCAGGGUUUCCAUAAUGCAAUGAGAGUAGGUUUUAUAAAUUGGUAGCCUUACUGAUUACACGUUAUCUUCCACUUCAAAAAGGAAGGAAGUUCAAUAGGUGAUGUAAAGUUUUAUUUUUUCCUUUUUUUCAUUAUUGUACUUUACAGAAGGUUUACAGAACAAACUAGCUCUGUAUUAAACAAUUAGUACACAUAUUGUUUUGUGACAUUGGUUAUUAACCCCACGGCAUGUCAAUGCUUUCCCCUUGUCCCCCUUGGGUUCCCAAUCACCAGCCUUCCUGUCCGCUCCUGCCUUCUAGUCCGUGCCCCUGGGCUGGUGGGCCGCUUUAGUCAUGUUUUGUUUUAUGGGCCUGUCUAAUCUUUGGCUGAAGGGUGAACCCCAGGAGUGACUUCAAUACUGAGAUAAAGUGUGCCGGGGGGCCAUAUUCUUGGAGUUUCUCCAGUCACUGUCAGACCAGUAAGUCUGGUCUUCUUUUUGUAAGUUAGAAUUUUGUGCUACAUUUUUCUGGAGCUGUGUCCAGGACCCUGUAUUGUGAUCUCUGUCAGAGCAGUCAGUGGUGGUAGCCGGACACCAUCUAGUUGUACUGGACUGAGUCUGGUGGAGGCUGUGGUAGAUGAUGUGGUCCACUAGUCCUUUGGACAAAUCUUUCCCUUGUGUCUUUGGUUUUCUUCAUUCUCCCUUGCUCCAGGUUGGGAAGGGGGGAUGUUUACAAGACCAUGAUCCCCACAGCCCUCAGCCCACUAGUUUGGUCCCUCGGGGAGUAUGGAUGUGUCUAUAGAGCUUUCCUGAACUUGCCUGGAACAAGUUGUGCUGGCUUCCCCAGUAUUGUUUACUCUCUUACCCUUCACCAAAGUUAUCGCUUAUCUAUUGUUUAUUUAGUGUUUUUCCAUCCUUACCCCACCCCUCCCUGGUAACCAUCAAAGAUUGUUUCUUUUUGUGUGUAAACCUUUUCAUGAGUUUUUAUAGUAAUGCUAUCAUAUAGUAUUUGUCCUUUUGUGAUUGACUUAUUUCACUCAGCAUAAUGCCCUCCAGAUUCAUUCAUGUUACGAGAUGCUUCACAGAUUCGUCGUUGUCCUUUUUUGUUGUGUAAUACUCCAUUGUGUGUAUGUAUCACAGUUUGAUUAUCCAUUCAUCUGUUGAUGGGCAUCCAGGUUGUUUCAUCUUUUUACUAUUGUGAGCAAUGCUGCAAUGAACCUGGGUGUGCGUAUGUCUAUUUGUGUGACGACUCUUAUUUCUCUAGGAUAUAUUCCCAGGAGUGGGAUUGCUGGAUCGUAUGGUUUUUUCUAUUUCUAGCUUUCUAAGGAAGAGCCAUAUCGUUUUCCAAAGUGGUUGUAUCAUUUUGCAUUCCCACCAGCAGUGCAUAAGAGUUCCGAUCUCCCUGCAGUCUCUCCAACAUUUGUUAUUUCCUGUUUUUUUGAUUCCUGCCAGUAAUGCCUGGGUGAGACAGUAUCUCAUUGUGGUUUUGAUUUGCAUUUCUUUAAUGGCUAGUGAUCAGGAGUAUUUCCUCAUGUGUCUGUUGGCCACUUGAAUGUCUUCUUUGGUGAAGUGUCUGUUCAUUUCCUUUGGCCAUUUUUCAAUUGGAUUAUUUGUCUUUUUGUUGUAGAGGGGCUGGGUUUUCCUGUAGCUUUUAGAGAUUAGACCUUGUCUGAUUUGUCAUAGCCAAAAACUUUUUCCCAGUUUGUGGGUUUUCUUUUUACUCUUUUGGUGAAGUCUUUUGAUGAGCAUAAUUGUUUAAUUUUUAGAACAUCCCAGUUAUCUAGCUCAUCUUCUGGAGUUAGUGUGUUGUUAGUUAUGGUUUGUGUCCUGUUAAUGGCAUAUGUUAGGGCCUCUGGCAUUGAUCUUAUUUUUUCUUCUAUAACCUAUACAGUUUUGUUUUAUAUUUAGGUCUGUGAUCCAUUUUGAAUGUUUUUGUGCGUGGUGUGAGGUAUGAGUUCUGUUUCAUUUUUUUGCACAUGAACAUCCAGUUUUGUCAGCACUAUUUGUUAAAAAAGCUGUCUUUUUCCCAUUUGAUGGAAUUCGGGCCCUCGUCAAAGAUCAGGUGACCGUAGGUGGAUGGAUUUAAAUCUGUGUUCUCAACUCUGUUCCAUUAGUCAAUGUAUCUGUUGUUGUACCCGUACCAGGCUGUUUUGACUACUAUAGCUGCAUAGUAGGUUCUGAUGUCAGGUAGUGCCAGUCCUCCUACUUUAUUCUUCUUCUUCAAUAGUGCUUUAGUUACUUUCCAUAAAAAGUUAAUGAUUAGUUUUCCCAUCUCUUUAUCCUGUUGAUAUUUGUAUCAGGAUUGCAUUGUACUUGUAGAUUGCUUUGGGUAGAUUUGUCAUUUUCACAAUGUUGAGCCUACCUCUCCGUGAGCAUGGUAUGUUUUUCCAUUUAUGUAGAUCUUUUUUAGUUUCUUGCAGUAGUGCUUUGUAGUUUUCUUUAUAUAGGUCUUUUACUUCCCUGGUUAGAUUUAUUCCUAAGUAUUUUAUUUUUUUAGGUGCCCUUAUAAAUUUUUUUCUUAUAAAUGGUGUUGUUUUCCUGAUUUCCUUUUUGUUGUUUUCUUUAUUGGUGUAUAGGAGUCCACCUGAUUUUUGUAUGUUUAUCUUGAAUCCUGCCACUCUGCUGAGUCUAUUAGCUCCAGUAGUUUUCUCAUAGAGUCUUUUGGAUUUUUCUAUGUAUAGUAUCAUAUCAGCUGCAAAUAGGGACAGUUUUACUCCUUCAUUUUUACCAACUUGGAUGCCCUUUAUUUCUUUUUUUGCUUUAUUUCUCUAGCUGGGACUCUGAGAACAAUGUUAAAUAGAAGUGGUGAUAAAGGGCAUCCUUGUCUUGUUCCUGUCUCAAGGAGAAGGUUUUCAGUCUCUCUCCAUUAAGAAUGAUGUUGGCUGUUGGUUUUGUAUAGUUGCCCUUUAUUAUGUUGAGGAAUUUCCCUUCUAUACCUAUUUUAUUGAGAGUUUUUAUCAGGAAUGGGUGUUGGACUUUGUUGAAUGCCUUUUCUGGGUUGAUUGAGAUGAUCAUGUGUUUCUUUUCUUUUUUUAUUCAUGUGGUGGAUUACGUUGAUUGAUUUUCUAAUGUUGGACCAUCCUUGCAUUCCUGGUAUGAAUCCUACUUGGCUGUGGUGUAUUAUUUUUUGAAUAUGAUGCUGAAUUCUGUUGGCUAGAAUUUUGUUGAAAUUUUUGCAUCUAUAUUCAUGAGAGAUGUUAGUCUGUGAUUUUCUUUUUUUAUGGUGUCCUUUGCCUGGUUUUGGUAUCAGGGUUAUGCUGGCUUCAUACAAUGAAUUUGGAAGUAUCCCUUCCAUUUCUGUGUUCUGAAAUUUUUUGAGUAGUAUUGGUCUUCUCUGAAUGUUUGUUAGAAUUUUACAGUGAAGCCACCUGGACCAGUGCUUUUUGUUGUUGUUGCUGUUGGCAGUUUUUUUUUCAAUCUCCUCUCUUUUUAUGGGUCUUUUCAGAUUUUCAUCAUCAUUUUGUGGUAGUUUGAGUAGGGACUGUGUUUCUAGAAAUUUGUCCAUUUUCUCUAGGUUUUCAAAUUUGUUGGAGUAUGCUUUUACGUAGUACUCUAUUAUAAUCUUUUUAUUUCAGUUGAGUCUGUUGUAAUGUUCCCUAUUUCAUUUCUUAUUUCAGUUAUUUGCAUCCUCUUGAGUUUUUGUUUUGUCCGUUUGGCCAGUGGUUUGUCAUUUUGUUGAUCCUUUCAAAGAACCAACUUUUGAUUCUUCCUAUUGUUUUUCUGUUCUCUAUUUCACUUAUUUCUGCUCUGAUGUUUACUAUCUCCUUUCUUCUGGUGUCUGUGGGCUUCCUUUGCUGUUCUCUAUUUGUUCGAGUUGUGUAGCUAAUGUUUUGAUCCCCCCCCUUUUUUUUUUGAUGUGUGUGUCUGUUGCUAUAAAUUGACCUCUGAGAAAUGCCUUUAUUGUGUCCCAACGGUUUUGGUAUGAUGUGUUUUCAUUGUCAUUUGAUUCUAGGAAUUUUUUUAUUCCAUCUUUGAUUUAUUCUAUUACCCAGUGGUUUUUAAGCAGAGUUUUUUUUUGGUUUUCAUGUAAUUGAUUUUUUUUCCUUACUCUUCCUCUUGUUUAUUUCAUCUUUGAUGGAGUUGUCAUCAGAGAAGACACUUUGUAUUAUCUCAAUGUUUUGUAUUUUGCUGAGGGUUGCUUUGUGGCCUAAGAUGUAGUCUAUUCUGGAGAAUGGUCCAUGUGCAUUGGAAAAGAAUGUGUACUUUGCAACUGUUGAGUGGAGUGUUCUAUAGAUGUCUAUGAGGUCAAGGUGGUUGAUUGUGACCUUUAGAUUUUUGUUGAGUUUCACUGUAGAUGUCUUGUCUUUUACUGAGAAUGGUGUGUUCAAGUCUCUUACUAUUAUUGUGGAACUGUCAAUUUCUGUUUUCAGUGCUGUUAGAGUUUAUUUUAUGUAUUUUGAAGCCCUGUCAUUGGGUGUAUAGAUAUUUAUUAUGGUUAUGUCUUCAUGAUGGAUUGUCCCUUUAAUCAUUAUAUAAUGCCCUUCCUUGUCUUUUAUGGUGGAUUUUGUUUUAAAGUGUGUUUUGUCUGACUUUGUGACUCCUGCGGUUUUUUGGUAGUUGUUUGCUUGAUAUAUAUUUUCCAUCCUUUGAUUUUUAAUAAAUUUACAUCUUUGUUUCUAAGAUGUGUCUCUUGUAGAUGGCAUAAUGAUGGAUCCUGUUUUUUUUUUAAUCCAUUCUGUGACUCUCUGGCUCUUUAUGUGUACAUUUAGGAUAUUUACGUUCGGUUUAAUUAUUGAUAGAUGUGAGUUUAUUGCUGUCAUUUUGCGGUGAUGACAUUUUCUUUGUUCCUCUUCAUCUCCUGUGCCGAAUUCCUUUUGUUUGUGGAUUUUUUUUUGUCAUUUCUUGUGUUUUUGUAGAUUUUGUGUUUACUGAGACUUUAUGUUUUUCUUUAUUUUGAUGAGUAUGUUUGUUAACUUUCUUUGUGAUUACCUUGAAAUUUACCCUUGUCUUCCUAAGUUUGAAUCAGUGUUUUAUUACUUGGUAUUGCCUUGCCUUCUUCUCCAUUUGAAAGUUCUAUACCUACAGUAUUUAUUACCUCUUUUAUUAUACUGAUGUUGUUGUCAUUUACAGAUUAAUCUUUCUGAUGCCCUGUUGCAAAUCUUUUACUUUUGAUUAAUUCUUGAGAGUUUAUUAUCUAGGUUGGUAUCUGGCUGAUGUGGUCUUGUGUCCUGGAUUCAGACUGUCAUCUGAUGUUGUUUUUUCUCAAACCAUAGGACUCCCUUUAAUAAUUCUUGUAAAUUUGGUUUUGUUUUUACAUAUCCCCUUAAUUUCUGUUUAUCUGAAAACGUCCUAAUUUCACCAUCAUAUUUGAGUGGGAGUUUUGCAGGAUAUAUUAUUCUUGGUUGGCAAUUUUUUUUCUUUCAAGGUUUUAUAUGUCAUCCCAUUGCUUUCUUGUGUGCAUGGUUUCUGCUGACUAAUCAGAACUUAAUCUUAUUUUUUCCCAUCUGUAUGUGACUCUUCAUUUUUCUCAAGCUAUUCUCAGGAUUCUUUCUUUGUCUUUGGUUUGAGUGAGUGUGAUUAUGAUAUGCCUCAGUGAUUUUCUUUUGGGGUCUAUACUAUAUGGGGUUCACUGAGCUUCUUGGAUGGUCAGCUUUUUGUCUUUCAUACUAUUAGGGAAGUUUUUUGUUUGCAAUUCUUCAAUGAUCUUCUCUGUGUUUUCCAUUUUCUCCCUCUGUGCUGGAACUCUGAUCACUUGCAAAUUUUUCCUUUUGAUUACAUACUACAUCAUUGUCAGUGCUUGUUCGUUUUUUCUUCAUUCUUUAUUCUGCUUUUCCUCAAAGUGGUACCCAAGGAUUUGUCUUCAAUGUCACUGAUCCUGUCUUCCAUUGAUUCAGACUUGCUCCUCAAACCUUCUAUGAGACUAUCUAUUUCUGUUGUAAUUGCUUUUUGUGUAUGAUUUCUAGUUGUGAAUUUAUUUUGAUGUUUUGUUCCUAUAUUAUUUUCCUGAAUUAUUCCACUUUUUGUCUGCCUUGUCCAUAAUUUUGUCUUUUCAAUGAUUUUUUUUUUUAAUUUUAUCCUCACUUUUGUCUGAUUUUUCCUUCAACUCUUGAAUAGCCCUGAAUAUUAGAGAUUUUAAUUCACUAUCAGGUAAUUCUAGUGCCUUUUCUUCUACUGGAAGGUCAUCUGUUGUUUUAUUUUGGAUGCCUACUGGAUCCAUUCUGUCUUUUUUUAAAUAUGUUUUGAUAUUGUCUGCUCUCUUCUGGACAUUCAGUAGUUAUUUUUUUCAUUUAUUGAUUGUAGAUUUGUUUGUUUCAUCGUGCUUUUUUUGUUUUAUUUGGUUAUGUCAGAGAAGGAGGGCUGGGCAUUCUUUGUUGUUUUGCCUCGUCUGUGGACACAGUACUUCUUACCACUUCAUCCAGUGGACAGGGCCAGUCGCUCAGCUAUGGUGCAGCAGUGCACACCGAACUGAAGGGGAGGGGCUGGGAUGGGUCGUUUGUGGCAUGUACUUGGACCAACAGGGUGGGGCUGGGGCUCAGUGCAGGGUAGGUUUCAGUAGACCAUGCCUGUGCUGCUUGGAGGUGCAGUGCUCAGUGCAUGGUGCCGAUAGACAGGAGGGAUUGGGAGGUUGUGAUGUGUGGAGCUAAGCUGAUGUGGGAAAGGAGAGAAAGAGGCGAGAGAAGCAAGAACCAAAAAAAAAAAAAAAAAAAGUGCAGAGGGGGCCUGCCAUUGAAGUGCCAUGGACCCAGGGAACCCAUGUUUUGCUGGCUUUCUAUCCAGGUGGUGAAGCACAGCCCGUCAUGAAGGGACUGAUACGGCACAUGCUGCUAGAUGGGCAGGAGAAAGGAAAGGAAGAAAGGGGGAGAGAGAGAGAGAGAUAAGAAACUAGAUUUUAAAAAAAAAGGAGAGAGAAAACACGUGUGGCUAGGUGGUCAGGGGAAAAAAAUGGAAAGAAUGUAGAGAGAGACAAGAAACCAAGAAAAAAAAGGUGCCAGUUGGUUGGAAGGAAGGGAAGGGAGGUAGAAAGAGACAAGAAACUGAGGGAAAAAAGGAAGAAAGAAAAAAAUGUGCCCCAAGGGAUUUCACUGAAAGUGAGUCCCUAGCUGAGCGGUGCUGCACAGCCUGUCCGGAAGGAGUGGAGAUGUCAUACAGUGCCAGGUGUUCAGGAGAAGGGCAAGGAAGGGAGGCAGAGAGAGACAAGAAACUAAGAAAAAAAAAAGGGAUAAAGACAAGAAAAAUGCUUCAAGGGAGCUACCAGAAGUGGGUCCCCAGCUGAAUGGCACUGCAUAGCCCAUCAAGAAGGAGCAGAGAUGGUGCAUGGCACCAGAUGCUCAGAAGAAGCGUAAGGAAGGAAGAUAGAGAGAGAAGAAACCAAGAAAACAAUAAGAGAGAAAGAAAAAAUGCCCCAAGGGAACCCACCGGAAAGGGUCCCCAGCUGAAUGGCAAUGCACAGCAUGUCAAGAAGGCGUGGAGAUGGCACACGGCACCAGGUAUUCAGGAGAAGAUUAAGGGGGGAAGGUAGAGAGAGACAAGAAAUUGAGGCAACAAAAAAAGAGAGAAAGAAAAAAAAUAUGCUCCAAGAGAGCCCCCUGGUGUAGUGUCAUGGACCAGGGAAGUGGCUCCCCAGCUGCAUGGCACUGCAUAGCCCAUCUAGAAGGAACAGAGAUGGCACACAGUGCCAGGUGUUCAGGAAAAAGAAGGGAAGAAUGGUAGAGAUAAGAAAUCAAGAAAAGAAAAAAAAAAUUCCCAAGGGAGCCCACUGGCCUGGCAGCACAGACCAGGGCAGUGGCUCCUAAGCCACACAACACUGCACAGCCCAGCUAGGAAGGGCAGAGAUGGCACACAGUGCCAGGUAUUCAGGAAACAGGAAAGUAGAGUGAGAUGAGAAACCAAGAAAUGAAGAAAGAGGAAAAAAAGAAAAAAAAAAAAUGCCCCUAGGGAUCCCACCACCAUGGCAGCAUGGACCAGGGAAGUGGCUCAGCAACCGAGCAGUGCUUCACAGCCUGUCAAGAAGGAGCAGAGAUGGCAUGUGGAGCCAGGUGUUUGAGAGAAAGGAAGGGAAGGAGGUGAGAGAGAGAGAAGAAACCAAAAGAAGCCUAAAAAAGCAGCAACAGCAACAAAAAAAAAAUGACACUGAAGGAGCUGGCUGGCGUGGGUGGGACAAAUUCAAGCAGCAAAGAGCUGGUGCCUCCCUGGCUGAACAACCACAGCCCACCAGGAAAUGGCUGAGACCAAGCUGGGGGAAGCAGGGUUGAGGGGGUGGGAAAGUGUGUAUCCCUGAUACCUGAGUGCUCUGACUCCUACUAGCAGCUCCUUGAAGCUCUCUUCCAGUACUCCUUGCCACCUUCUCAGUGGCUAAAGAGUCCAAGAUGGCGAAUCCAUGUUGUUUUAGCUGAUAGGGGACCUCCACUCCGUAUCUCUCCUCAUUCCCUGUUCUGUGAGUUUCUUAUUCCAUACGGUGCUUGGUUGAGUUCUUUAUUUUUUCAUUUGACACUUAGGGUUUAGGAUUGAUGUUUGUCUCUGUUUUACUUAGUUUUUCAGGUCUUUGGUGUGGAGGGAUGGUAUGGUGCUUCUGUCUAUAGUGCCAUGUUGGCUCCUGCUGUGAUGUAAACUUUUAGAUAGAGUAAAUAGACCUUUGAACCAAAUAUAUUGAGAACUCUGCGUGUACAUUAGAAGUACAAAUUUGUACCAUCCUGUAUUAAUUAGUAAUAUAUCAAGAGGAAUCAUCAGGACAUGUUGAAUUUGAGAAUCUUAUGGCUGGAUAUGGCCUUAGCUAUCGUUGGAUAUUAGCGAUAGUACGGUGUAGGGAUUAAACACUUGGACUCUAAACUAGAGAGACUGGGUUCAAAUCUCAUUACUGCUCUGCUGUAUGAUCUCAGGCAAGUCAAUUAACCUCUCUUAUUUCUUCACCUGGAAAAUGUGACUAAAAAUAACCCCUACCUCAUAGGAUUAUUGUUAGGAUUUAAUAAGUUAAUAAAUGAAAAGUACUUAGAACAGUUCCUGGCAUAUAGCAAGCACUCAAGUAUUAGUUCUCAACCAUCGUCAUUAUUAUGUUAUCUAGUUCAAUUCCUUCCUUUUUUAAUUUUAAUUAUUAUAUUUUAAUAUGAAGACACCAAUGCCAUGAGUAUAUAAACUCAGGGUGUAUAAACUCUUCGUGGCAACACUGAGACCAGAAGCACUUUUUAAUUCCCACUUUAGGAUCUUUCUAUAGAACUAAGUUGCCCCGUGGCAUAUCAGCAUAGGAAGCAAUUUAAUAACUUGAUGACUUCUAGAGUCUGACAGACGAUUGAGAUUAUUGCUUCAUGUGGUGCUGUGGUUAAUUCAAGUCUUUUAGGCCCCUAACCCCAGCAAGGGAGAGUAUCUGGAGCUCCAGAAAGUACUAAGACUGUGCCACUUAUUGCACUUGGAAUCCAGUAAAGUGUGCAGAUAUGGGAAAAGUAUUGAGCUGCUGUGCAUUUUUCCAUGAAGCCAAAAUAUUUGUUUUUUCUCUUUUAAAUUUAACUAGGUAGUUCUGUAGAAAAGGUGAAGAGCCUUCUUGGUCCUUUACAUUCCUUUUGACCCCUGCCGGUAGAAAUCCAACAUUGUCCUCUCGUUCUCCUUGGAUUAAAACAAAACGAAACAAUAUAGAAUACCUAUAACCUUAUUUUAAAAAGUCAGUACUUACAAAUAUCUCAUUUGAAUCCGUGUGUCAAACUGUGGGGCUGUGUGCCAUCUUAAUUGGCAUUUUUCUUCAUAUAUUUGAAUCAGGCUUUGGAGAAACAAUAGGUCAAGAGGACGAAAACAGAAUUGCCAGGCUCAGCAGUAAGAUGCAUGCUGGGAACUUAGGCACUCUAAGUGUAUUUUAGAAAGGUUUUUCUCAAGACAUGUGACCAGAAGUAAGGACUUGUUACAUCACUUUUAGUGAGUGUCUUCGUCCUCUUAAGCAACCGCCCUUGAGGGGUAAAACACUGGUGUAGCAACGGAGAAUUAGAAUUGGUAGUUUAUAAUGAGAACUGAAUGUUUGGAUCCUUGUUUUUGUUUUUUUUUUUUAAAGUAGUAUUUUCCUAGGACAGUCAGCAUGGUGUGUAACUUGACGUUAGCCUUCUCAUUUCUGUGCUGUAGAUUAUCUGCCCUUAAAAUAGCUAAAACGAUACUGAUUUGUAUUCUGAAGAUGACCCAAGUCUUAACAGACGUUCUUCAAGAGAUUUCUGGGAAUCAGGUGAAAAUGGAGUUGAUCUAAAAGUUAUAUGUUGAAGCAAUUAAAUUAUUUAUUUUGUUAGUUAAAAAUUGACUUUUAAAUGAAGGACCUGAAACUUAUAAACUAGUCCUGUUGAUGUAGAGGGACACGCUCUGAUUUUUGAUGCAGAUAAAACACUAAAUCGUAUAAAGAGGAAGAUUUUACAAUUUAUUUCCUUAGGAUUGUUGAUGCCCAAAUGCAAGUUUUGACUAGGUCAGAUGCACUCAUAUUUUUCAUUCGUAGGUAGAUUUUUUAGAGUAUUUAACCUCUGUGCUAAUGUUCCUAAGUCUCAUUCAAGUGACACACAGCAAAUUGUGUAGAAAUACACUAAAGAAGAGGGGUGUUUAGGUAGAGACAGUGCUAGGAGGUGUCUAGUUUUGAAAAAUGGGGGGAACAGGGAGAAUGGCUUGAAACCAGGUCUGUUUUCUGAUGCUUGUUAAUUCCUUAGCUGCAAACAUCUCACGGAUGGGAGAAAAGGCACCUGGAGUGAAGACGGGGGUAGGGAGCACAUGAAGAGGUGAGGCGCGGGUUAACAGCAUUAUUUUGGUUCUUGCCUGUGAAAAAAAAAUUUGGUUAGAGGUAUCAGACAAAGAAAAACAGUUUUGUUUUGUUUUUUAAGGAAGAUUUAUUUAGGAGCAUUGAUUAUUUGUAAUUUCCCCUUCUAAUAAAAGAAGCAGGGGUGUCUGCUCUAGUUUCAGACCAAUAUUCUAUGAAACCUUGUCCUGUUUGCGGGGUAGCUGCUUCUGUGACUUAUUUCCGUUGCUGUGAUGCUAUGUACUAUAUGCGUUGCACCUGUUCGCACACACACAGUACAUUGCAUUGUGAUGUUUGUACAGAUAGAUGCUUCAGCUAAGAAGCCAGUUUGCCUUCUUCGUAGAGUACUAGUCUAUUAGCUACUUAAUUAAACUUAACUCGGCUUUUGUCUGCAAUUUUGCGUGUGGUCUGGGUUUAUUGACUGAACAGUGAUUUCUUCUUUGCAGUUAUCAGUUUUGUCGGAGAUCAGCUUUCCUAUUGUAUGGAGCCUAUUUCUUACAGAGCCUCCUUUAAGACUGCUCUGACUUUAAAAUCAUUACCAGGCUUUUGUCAGAGCAGAUUUGUUGACACUCACAGGAAAAAAAAAAAAAAAAAUUAAAAGACUGCUACAAAUAAGCUCUGCAUUUCACUAUUCCCUGCUAAUAUGCAAAAAAAAAAAAAAUGUAUUUAUGAUAAUUACAUGUACUAUGUGCCAGCACUGAAACAAUACAUGCCUCAUAAUGGAGCAUAAAUAAAGAAGGUGGAGCCAGCUGCUCUCCAACUGUUUAUUUGCGAGCAGUAAUGAUAUAGAGAAUAUACCUUUUUCACUCUGCUAGUCUGGCAAUACUGAACCUGUUGCUGCAAUAGACGAGUUGUAUUUUGCUGGAUAGGGGAAGGGCUGUCUGCUGUCUGGUAGGAGGGCUUUGUCUCUGCCUCUUUCUGUUUUUCUUUCUCUCUCUCUCUCUCCUCUUCUCUCUCUCACUCGCUUGCUCUGUCUCUGUCUCUCCCUCUCUCUCUCUCUGCCCCCCCUCUCCCUCCCUCCCUGUUGCUCUCUCUCUCUUCCCGUCUCUGUGGUUUGUAAGGUAGGUUGCAGUGUGUGUAUAUACACAACAUCAAGAGCAGGAAAAUGGACCCAUUAGGGAGGCAGGCAGUCAUUACCACUCACCCUGUACUUCCAGGGAGACACCGAUUAUGAGAGCAGAAACUCAGCGCUGGAGAAGAAGAGCCCAAAAGGAAUCAGCCCCUCUCACUCUUCUGAAACAGACCCCUCUAGUGUAAAGCCUGUAUCACCAGCCCAGUUUUCAGCUUGUUUUGUGUUUGCACUUAUAUACGCAAUAAUGAGGAUCAAGCUUUGUUAUUGAAGAUUGUUGACUACGUUUAAACACAAAAGAAGUGUUAAGAAUUUCCCCUUGAGACCCUGAAGACUGAAAGAGUACCUGAUAAAUUGCCAGCCUGUCUACGCCCCAUAGAUGGUCAGACUGCCUGAAGUUACAUGUAGAGGCUGAAAUCACCACACCUUAAAAACAAAAGAUUGAGCCGCGCUGCAUUCUGGUCCUACUUCUGGACCAGGGAAAGCGGCUAUCACUGAAGCUGACGCGGGACCCAGUGCAGAGCAGGGAGGAGUCAGAAUGUUUCACCGUCACUAACUGGAUACUCCUCACGACACUGCCGUCUGGUGCCGUGGAGUCAGUUCCGACUCCUAAGGACCCUCUGCACAACAGAACGAAACACUGCCUGGUCCUGCGCCAUCCUCACAAUCGUUGUUAUGCUUGAGCCCAUUGUUGCAGCCACUGUGUCAUUCCAUCGCGUUGAAGGUUAUCACCCAGAAAUUGGUGGAUCUGUGUCAGAAGGAGACCUGAGUGACAGACCCUGUCCCCACAUGCUGGGCUGAAUCUUCACUGCUGCUGUCCGGUUUCUGUGCAGCCCACACAAAUGUCCUAGAAUUCCUUGACCAUCAGUCUGUAGCCUGCCCUCUUCAUGUGAGGUCAUGUGGGCUGGAGCCUGUAGAAGAGAAAACUGGGCCUUGGGAGCAGUGACGUCUGACCUCCCACCCCAGCUCCAUGCACGCCUCUCCCCAGCCUCUCCGCAGUGCUUUGGACACACCUGGAGGAACAGUGGCUGUCGCCAGCAUUGUCACCGCAUUCCCUCUGGCUUCUGCUCAGAAAGGUUGGAGCUUGAGUGUUCAGCUCACCCACUCAAGUCACUUCCCUCAAGUGAUGCUCUGCAGUGGGGCAUGCGGAAGAGGAGGAGAGGGGUGGGAUCCGAGCUGGUGUCCACGCUUCAUUACAGCCUCUCCCAAAGCCUGGAUGAAACUGGACUGGCUUUCAGUCCCCCCUCCAAAGAUGCAUGCACACUGGACCCUUUCUAAUUCCUCCAGCAGUCCAUCUUUGAGACUGCACUGAUUCAGGACUUCACAGUAUGCAAAGCACUUCCACGGGGCCCAGCUUCUUUUAUCUUCACAACUUCAUCAGCUAGGGAUGGAUGGCUUUUCUUCUCAGUCGGUAGUGGUACAUUCUACCAUUUUGGUGGUACAUUGCCUACCAUUUUGCAGAUGCAGCUGCUCUCUGUUCCCUGCCCCAAUGAACAUCUGCACUAGGGCCAAGCCUUGGAGCGAUUUACCUGAAGAGUGACACCGUUUAUUUGGAAACUACUAUGAGGAAACUGAAGCCCAGAGAGGUGAAGUGAGGUGCCCAAGGCCACACAGCAAGUUAGAGGCACAGCUAGUACCAUAGCUCAAGUCUCCUGACUCCCAAUCCAGUGCUCCUCCCAUUACUCCACGGGUCCUGUCUCUAAGCUUCCUGACAAAUGCUAGAACGGAAGAAACCCAAGACAGCUGAAAACCAGAAGGCAUCUGAGGAGAAUGAGAUUACUCAGCCGGGUGGAUCCAGCGCCAAGCCGGGCCUUCCCUGCCUGAACUUGGAAGCUGUUUUGUCUCCAGACCCAGCCCUCAUCCACUCAACACAUUCACUGACAAACCCCCGCGCUCACACCGGGUCAUCUGAUUGUGACAUCAGUUGCAAGGGGAUGACCGAGCGCAUUCAUAGCAUCAACCUUCACAACUUCAGCAAUUCCGUGCUCGAGACCCUCAACGAGCAGCGCAACCGUGGCCACUUCUGUGACGUGACGGUGCGCAUCCACGGGAGCAUGCUGCGCGCCCACCGCUGCGUGCUGGCCGCGGGCAGCCCCUUCUUCCAGGACAAGCUGCUGCUGGGCUACAGCGACAUCGAGAUCCCAUCGGUGGUGUCGGUGCAGUCAGUCCAAAAGCUCAUUGACUUCAUGUACAGCGGCGUGCUGCGCGUCUCGCAGUCGGAAGCCCUGCAGAUCCUCACGGCCGCCAGCAUCCUGCAGAUUAAAACGGUCAUCGACGAGUGCACGCGCAUCGUGUCCCAGAAUGUGGGCGACGUGUUCCCCGGGAUCCAGGACUCGGGCCAGGACACGCCGCGAGGCACUCCUGAGUCAGGGACGUCGGGCCAGAGCAGUGACACCGAGUCGGGCUACCUGCAGAGCCACUCGCAGCACAGCGUGGACAGGAUCUACUCAGCGCUGUAUGCGUGUUCCAUGCAGAACGGCAGCGGCGAGCGCUCCUUCUACAGUGGUGCAGUGGUUAGCCACCACGAGACGGCACUUGGCCUGCCCCGUGACCACCACAUGGAAGACCCCAGCUGGAUCACACGCAUCCACGAGCGCUCACAGCAGAUGGAGCGCUACCUGUCCACCACGCCCGAGACCACACACUGCCGCAAACAGCCCCGGCCCGUGCGCAUCCAGACCCUGGUGGGCAACAUCCACAUCAAGCAGGAGAUGGAGGAUGAUUACGACUACUAUGGACAGCAAAGGGUGCAGAUCCUGGAGCGCAAUGAAUCCGAGGAGUGCACAGAAGACACCGACCAGGCCGAGGGCACCGAGAGUGAGCCCAAGGGCGAGAGCUUCGACUCCGGCGUCAGCUCCUCCAUAGGUACGGAGCCCGACUCGGUGGAGCAGCAAUUUGGGGCCGGGGCGGCACGGGAUGGCCAGGCUGAACCUGCGCAGCCUGAGCAGACCACGGAAGCCCCUGCGGAGGGUGGCCCGCCGCCGCACCAGCUAGAGACAGGCGCCUCCUCCCCAGAGAGAAGCAACGAGGUAGAGAUGGACAACACGGUCAUCACUGUCAGCAACAGCUCGGACAAGAGCGUCUUACAGCAGCCUUCGGUCACCACGUCCAUUGGGCAGCCAUUGCCAAGUACCCAGCUCUACUUACGCCAGACAGAAACCCUCACCAGCAACCUGAGGAUGCCUCUGACCUUGACCAGCAACACACAGGUCAUUGGCACAGCCGGCAACACCUACCUGCCGGCCCUCUUCACCACCCAGCCCGCGGGCAGCGGCCCCAAGCCUUUCCUCUUCAGCCUGCCGCAGCCCCUGACAGGCCAGCAGACCCAGUUCGUGACAGUGUCCCAGCCAGGCCUGUCGACCUUUACUGCACAGCUGCCAGCGCCACAGCCCCUGGCCCCAUCCGCAGGCCACAGCACAGCCAGUGGGCAGGGCGACAAAAAGCCUUAUGAGUGUACUCUCUGCAACAAGACUUUCACCGCCAAACAGAAUUACGUCAAGCACAUGUUCGUUCACACAGGUGAGAAGCCCCAUCAAUGCAGCAUCUGCUGGCGCUCCUUCUCCUUAAAGGAUUACCUUAUCAAGCACAUGGUGACACACACAGGAGUGAGGGCCUACCAGUGUAGUAUCUGCAACAAGCGCUUCACCCAGAAGAGCUCGCUCAACGUGCACAUGCGUCUCCACCGAGGGGAGAAGUCCUAUGAGUGCUACAUCUGCAAAAAGAAAUUCUCCCACAAGACGCUCCUGGAGCGACACGUGGCCCUGCACAGCGCCAGCAAUGGAACGCCUCCCGCGGGCACACCGCCAGCAGCCCACGCUGGUCCCCCAGGUGUGGUGGCCUGCACGGAGGGGACCACUUACGUCUGCUCCGUCUGUCCAGCAAAGUUUGACCAAAUCGAGCAGUUCAACGACCACAUGAGGAUGCAUGUGUCUGACGGAUAAGUAGUAUCUUUCUCUCUUUCUUAUGAACAAAACAAAACAAAAAGAAACAAACAAAAAAAGCUAUGGCACUAGAAUUUAAGAAAUGUUUUGGUUUUGUUUUUACUUUCUGUUUUUGUUUCGUUUCAUUUUGUACUACAUGAAGAACUGUUUUUUGCCUGCUGGUACAUUACAUUUCCGGAGGCUAGGGGGAACAGUUCGUUUUCCCAGUCUCCUGCGGAUGGUGGCCUUAAGGCCCGGUAGUGCUUCAGGAGGUCCACUGGUUGGAUCUCUAGCUACUGGCCUCUAAAUACAACCCUUCUUUACAAAAAAAAUCUUUAAAAAAAAAAAAAGUAAAAAAAAUUUUUUUUUCACUUGUGAAGAGCACUACAAAAAUCUAUAACAAAAUCUAAAAGGCCUACUGUCUCUAAGUACACCGCUUGCAGUGUUUCCGUGGAUGUUCUCACAAUUCUGGCCGCUUGGACUUCACAGUAACCAGUGGUAACUGUGGAAUAUCCCUUCUGGUUGAAAACCCAGGGGAAAGGCCCUGCUGUUGUCCACCUACCACGUUGUCUGAUUUCAUGAAAGGGCUGUGGGGGUGGUGGGAAGGGGCAGUGGAUGCGGUGGUGUGGGAAAGGCAAACGGCAGGCUUCCCUCCCAGAUUCCGCUCGAGCCCACGCCCGGGCCUGCCUCCUCAGUAUCCCCCGCCCCUUCAGCAGAAGCCAGGAAGACUUGAACAAGCAACAAGCAACAGUGGCUCUCGUAUUUAUUCAGUGUCUUCGCUGAGGCCCAGCCUCAGCACAAUCAAGAGGGACUUUCAUGAAAGGCAGGAAUGCAGAUAAAACAAAGAUAUCAGAGGUUUGCACCUACGUUUCUAGGUACAAAAGAAGGAUUAUUUCCAACAAUCUUUGCAAAAAAAAAAAAGUGUCAGGAUAUAUUCUUGUGGAAGAGAAAAAGAAAGAGAAAUGGAGGGCGGGGGGAUUAAAAAAAGUUCUUGAGGCUUUUUUAAUUCAAAAUUUUAUAGAGGGGCGAAAGUGAUGUUUACCAGAUAGAAUGCUGAUUUUUUUAAUAUAUUUACAACAGUAUUUGUGUAAAAAAAAAAAACAAAAAAAUGAGAUUGUUAAAAGUAACUUUUUUUUUUUUUUUUUUUGGUUUUGCAUACACUGCCACCAAUCCCUUCUAUUUUAUUUCACACACGUAUAUAUUUUUUGGUAAGUCAAGACUGUUAAGGUUAGCAAUACUGCUUCCAGAUAGAGAGAAUAAAAGGCAACUAAAGUUAUAUUUGAAAGAGAGGAAGGAUAUUUUCUUCAUAUUUUUUUUUAAUUUUUCUUAAUUUCUAUUAUUUUAAGUAUUGCCUGGGUUGAUAAGGGCUUUCAGUGGCCCGCCCAUCCCUGCUGUAAUUUGAACUGCUGCUUUGUAUUUUGAUAUGUAGUUUCUUGACUCGUAGCAAGCUUAAAUUGCUCCACUGAUUUUUUUUUUUUUUUUUCCAAAUGACCCAUCUAGAGUUUCUUUUCAUCAGAGGAAUGCUUAUCUUUCAGAAACAGAUUUCUUGCUUCUCCAAAAGUUCAUUGAGAUCUGAUGAUUCUAGAAUUUCUAUUAACUUUACUCUUUUCUUUGAUGAAACACUAGUAGUCUAGAGGUCUUGACAAGUGAGUUCUUUUCUUUUGUGGUCAGCCAGGAGGAGGUGUUCACAGACCUCCUCGCCCUUCACAGCUGUUUAAGAGAGCGUCCUUAUCAGAAGCCAGUUACAGAUCAAGGUGCGUUGAUGCCAAAAUUACUUCCUUCCCUUCAAACUAUCACCUUCAGACUAUCUCCGCCAUGAAUGGGAAGGCACAAUAAGAUGACCAUUCUUUGGAUGAUUUCUUAACCUUUGCUUUUUUGGAAAGGUUUUGGGGCAAUGAAUAAAAAUUCAUUUCCCCAACCAUUGCAUCAUCCCUGAUGCCACUCUCUCUCCCUAGUUGGGAUUUCUCUCCUCGGUCCCAAUCAAGAUGUCAUAAUAGAGAUUUUUCCACAAUAGACAGUGUCCUGAAGGGAUCCCAACUCAAAUACAGGAAUUCUUAAACCAAACUGAAACUCUGAAAAUGAUUUCAUUGUUGGGUAUAUUUUAACACGUUUAAGGGGGUAAAAAGUCUGUCUUGAAUUAGAACAGAAACACCAAACUAUAAUUUUUUAAAAAAUGAAGAAAAAAAGAGAGUAUUUUAGUUUCGAAAUGACUUUGCAUUUUAAUUUAAUUUUCCUUCUAAUUUUCUUGUCAGUAUUUUAUUUACAAAAACUGUGCAGCAAACGAGGGAAAAUCUUCCAAGGCAAGCAACUCUAUAAUGACUAAGUUGGUUCUAUUCAUAAUUUUAGACAUUUGAUUAACUUGGCUCUCUUCCAGGUGUUUUUCAUGAUGUAUAAUAGGGUUAGAGCAACUGGAGUAUAUGUGACUUUGAUUUGGUCUUAUGGUCCUUAAGUCAAUAGAUACUUUGCUAGAAGUGUGAAUAUAGUUUUGGAAGGUUACUUGACUAUGAGUAUCAUCAGCGUGAUUUCUAAGAGGAGUUUUCCAAGGAUUGUGUGUCCAGAGUUGACCUGUUCUAAAAGUUAGUGGAAACCAGCUUCAGAAAUAAGAAAAAGCCCAUUUCUCUACUGCUAAUUUUGUUUUUUUUAAUUCCGAUGUUGUAAAACUCUAAUAUUUCCACUUAGCACCGAUAGAGGGAGCAUUAGUUAAUUAACUAUGUCAUGGAAUUGUUUUGAUGUUUAAAAAAACAAAUCAUUCAACCGAUGAAAUAAAAAAAGAAAAGACUGAAAUUCACCAAUUAAGAAAUCGUUCUUAAAAUCUAGAGGAAAAUGGCAUAAAAUCACUCAGCCACUCAGCAUAUGUUACAAACAAAAGAAGGCCCAAAGCCACUGUAAAAUAUUUUUAACGAUUUGAUAAUAGCCCCUUUAAAAUAGUGUCUUUAUUCAAACCUCAGCAAAAUUGGCAGGAUUUAUAAUACUUCCAGAAAAGAAAAUCUUGGGUGCCGUUGUGGGCCACGUUUAGCUAUCUGCUUCUCAAAUCUGAAGAAGACCCAUUUGCCGUAAUGCUGAUUGGUCAUAUAAAAGGCUAAGCAAUUGCGUUAAAAUCCACCUUUUGUCAUAAGACAUGUAGGAGAAAGUUCCAGAUGGGUUUGAGACCCCUAAGGUUCAUCCAUUCCCUGCAAAGGAGGUUAUCUCUCUCUGUUUUUUUAAUUCUUGGUAAGGAGAUAAAAUACUGUAGUCCAUGACAGUAUGACUUGUUCCUACUGUGUGUCUAUUCCCCCAAAACAUCUCACAGCCUAAAGUAGUCACCGGAUUGUUCUCUGGAGAGAGGAAGGAGCUAGAUUGGAGUGGGGCACUAUGUGGUGGGUGGCGGGGCGGGGGGAAGCAGUGAAGUUGUUGUGGGGCUGUUACUGUAUGUCCUGGCCUCUGAAGGAGCUGCUUUCCAAACCAACCAACAUUUUAAAAAAGUAAACCAGUCUGUACCUAUUUUGAAAGGAUAGAGAUGUUUUUAGACUGGUAAUACUUACCACUGAAAUUAAACAAUCACAAACACCUUAGGUAGUGUAGAAGCUUGGAGAUCAGAUGACAAGCAUGGAUCCUUUCUUUCUAUUGGUUUCAAUUCCAAACAACCUUCUUAUGUUUAGAACUUCAUGCUAGAAUACUGUGAGUGCUAAAAUCUUUUUUGUUCUGUUUUGUUUUUUUCGGUAUCCAGGAAAAAAAGAUAAAUAGGAAGCAAAUAUUCCAGAUUUAAGACCUCUUAGAAAGAAUACAGGAGACAAGAACUGGUAUGGAAAGUAACUUUUUUCUUUUUGAGCAGUUUCUGAUUUAAAAACUAAAUUUGUUUAACAAGAAAAAGGAAAAAGGUCAAAGAGAAAGGAUUGUCUCAAUAGAGUUCAUGAAGAAUAAAAUUUACUAAUACUAAAAACAUUGUAACAUCUCAGAGUGGUGGGCAAUUUUCUUUUUCUAUUAAAUACAAGGUACAAAACAAAACAAAAAAAAAGCCCUCAAAUGGGUAAACUAUAACCCUAAAAAUGAAAGGAAUUUAGAACAGGAUCUGAUAUAAAACCUGUACAUACGGGAAGAGUGAGAAAUAAGCCAGGCAAACCAAUCUGUUGAGUGAAAGUCUCUGUAUCAGAUAUUUUUUUUUUUCACUAUUUACUUUAAUUGAGUCCUAAUGUUUGCUCCUUGUAAUGGUUUUACAGAAUUUUCCCUCCCAAAAUUCCUAAUCUCUUUGUGGCAGGUCAACUCCCAAUGAGUAAGCAUGGUGGAUAAUUUCCUGCUCUUGUUUCGGCUGCAGUCCAUUGCUUCUUCCCAGCCAUCUUGGAUGUCACAGUAGCUCCUGGUCUUAGAAAGACGUGGGUUUGCUUUGUUUAAAAGUCCUAGGGGUUUUAUUUUGUAUCAUCACAAUAUUCUAUAAGGAACAUGAACACCCUUUCUCAGCUCGUGAAUGGUGGAAAUUCGUGUGUUCUGAGAAUGUAAAGGUUUAGGUGUCCUCCAGGUGUGGUUCUCUCAUGUGAGUCCUGUUGCCUUGACCCAUGUGUGUACUUCUGUCUCACAAGCACACCAGGGGUCUGUGCCCAGCCCUACUCCACACCAGUGGUCUCCCUCAGCGCAGAAGUUGAAAAAGGCUAUGUGCCCUCUACAAAACCCCUCAGAUCCCUGAGACAACAUAAGAAGGGCUCAGGCUGCUUUCUUGUCGAGGCUCCUCCGUAAUGCUCCCAACACCUGCUGCCUUUCGGAAAGGCAAGAUUGAGGUAGAUCUGGUGAGGAUUCACUGUGCCUGCUCUGAAACGUCCCACUCUGGUUGGAGGAGAGGUUAUUUCAUUAGCUGGGGCUCGGAGCAGUAGGAUAUGUGAUUCUGCAGAAAAGGUUUCAUAUAUCCGCCCGCCUGCCUCUGCUACAGCCAGUGUGCUGCUCCAGCGACAGGAAACACAAUGAAGGUGCAACAUCAGAGCAGACCCAACCGGAGAUGGCCUGGGGACUUAGAACAGGAGAAAACCCUUUCUGCUGUGACCUGACUCUUAAAAUAAAUCUUCUAAAAGCAUUCUUUAAUUUAAUAGCGAGUUGAAGUCCAGCUUAAUGGAAGCCCUAGGAGAGAGAACAAAAGGAUUGAGAAAUGUAUUUGGCACCCAAUAAUGCUAAACCAAAAACACCCAACUACAAAAGUAGGAACUUGGGCAAGAGGUAUUUAGAGAAAUCUCUAGGCUUUUCCAUGGUUAGGGUCGACAGAUUUUGUUUUGAGUGAUUCUGGCUGGCUCUUAGAAACCUCUUUACUCACAAGAAAAGAACUUUAUUUAAAUAGCCAAUUUUGACCUCCAGAAAAAAAAAAUUUAAAAAGAAUAAUAGAACACUAAAGACAGAACCACGUGACUUGGUGACAAACAAAAGGAAUGGCACACUUGAAUUUCAAUAGACUCCCUAAUUCCAUAGUAAAAGCAAGGUGACCCAAUGCCUCCCAAGCCUGGGAGACAGUCCAUCUGCAGUGCCUGUAGAAAGAGCGAGCUGACUCAGCCACUGGGCUUUCUGGGCUAGACAGAACUUUGAGGCUGGGAAGACAGCAGCUUCUUUCUCCUCUCUAUGUUUUCAUGAAAGAAAAGGGCUGUUCUCCUAGGUGCCCAGGAAAUAGAUAAUGUGGGGUAAACUUUUCAAAAGCCAUCUCUACCCUGGUGCUCAGGCUGCAUAAAGAGAUGAAAAGAAGGACUCAAGAGAGCUUUGGCUCUAGAAAAGAAUAUUUUCAUGUUCCCAAGGGCUGUCUGUAUAGAGUUGCCAUUUCUGAUAGUGCUUAAACCUACACAAGAGGAAAGGCUGUAGUGACUUAGUGUUCCUGUAAACAUACAACAUGGAAUUACUAACCCGAAGCAUCACUCUAGCACUAGGUAUCAAAGUGACCAGCCUGACCAAAAUACCCCAAAGAUUUUUCUAGGUCUCUGAAGAUUUUUCCCCCUUGGACACUGAAUCUAUAGCUAGGUUGUCUGGUGACAUCACAUCAGCAGUGUACAACAGCAGAUCCCAGAGAAUGGUUGUAAGACAAUAGAGUUUGUUACAGUUCUUUCUAGAGGGAAGAAAUAGAUGAAGGCUGCAUAGUUUGAGUUCCUUUUCAGAGCUAUGUGUUUCCGUUUCACUGAACAAGGGUAAACAGUAUCUUGCAUCACCACCAACCAAAACACCUGCCGUUCCAGUAGUUUCUUCAGGCCCAGCCUGUUGUUCCAUAAAUUGAAUACUUGCAGACUGAAAUAUAAACUGAAGUGACUUCAGUUAGGAUCUUUUCUCAAGAAAAGAAUUAUUGCCUUAAAUCAGAAAGCCCAGGAAAGAGGACAGAAGAUAAGGUAAUUGGAAAGGUGUUAAGACAUGGGCAUUUCUUGCUUUUUAAUGGUUGCGUUAUUGCAAAAAUAAGUCAUGAGAACCAUGGAAACAUAACUUUUGGGAGAGGCACCAAACUUGUCCAGAACUGGCUGCUCUCAGAAGGUGGCUGCAAUUUCCUGUCUAUUCUAUUUCAGUGACAUAGGUCUGAGCUGUGCAUAAAGCAAGCAUCAUAUUAGCUGAAGAGCGGAUCCCGUAAAAUGAAUCACAAGUGCUUGGGAUGCCAAUGUUAAACCUGUCCUUAACAGGGAACACAAUCGCAACAAAAGCCUUCUUCCUUGUACAGUAUGUAUUUCCUCAGUUUCAAAGAGCAUCUGGGUUAUUUGGUGGUUCUUUGUUUAAAUGCAAAGUCACAGCUUUCAAGUCUUCAGUUAAGGACCAUCAUCUGCAGGUCAGAGGCAACUCCAGUCACAAGUAUGGGAGUCCCAGCUUUUGAGAUACCUAAAUAGGCUGUUAAAAGUCCGUACUAGCCCUCUUUCAAGUUCAGAGGUUCCCUUGGCUCAAAAUGCCUCAAUGACAUUCUGAUGUACCUGAAACAUAAAUAAAUAACCCUACAGGAGACAUCCAAGUCUACUCCUGAUGCCACAGAAGGUUAUUAUUGCCCAGCCCAAAUCGUGGGAAUUUAUAUGUAGAUUCCAGUCAUGACAGGGACUGACCCCGUCUAGGUCUAGUGUCUCAGCUGCUGUCCCAGAGGAUCUGUAUGAGUAUACGUCACACAUGUACUC
This is a messenger RNA of Loxodonta africana (African savanna elephant), 27731 nucleotides long. It is a transcript of the gene ZBTB20, whose product is annotated as zinc finger and BTB domain containing 20. Gene Ontology annotation, biological process: regulation of transcription by RNA polymerase II. The record is from RefSeq and is a predicted model, not a curated record. Lineage: Eukaryota; Metazoa; Chordata; Mammalia; Proboscidea; Elephantidae. Bases 18448 to 20673 code for a protein of 741 amino acids. Gene Ontology annotation, molecular function: DNA-binding transcription factor activity, RNA polymerase II-specific; protein binding; RNA polymerase II cis-regulatory region sequence-specific DNA binding. The transcript is spliced from 17 exons.